GAUCUCUUCACAUUCAUUUUACAUGGUAUCGGAGCUUUAGAAUUUUUUUUUCCUAAACCUUUUUCGAUCCCGCUUUUCUUCUCGUCGAUCAUGGAGAUCACUCCAACUACAUCCAUUAUCCAACUCAAUGCCCCAAACAAUUUUCCGAUCAAGCUUUCUGCGGCUAACUUUCCAGUUUGGCGUCGGCAGGUUGAAGCAACACUCAUUGGCUUCGAUCUCUUGCCAUACGUGGACGGCACUCUCACCGUCCCUUCCCAAUUUUCUGAUGCUGACAAACGCAUCCCCAAUCCCUGCUACUCCAUUUGGUUCCGUCAAAAUCACAUCCUUGUUAGUGCCUUUUUAGGCAGUUGCUCCAAGCGGUUCAGCCGCUAAUUUCUUCUGCCUCUACGGCCAAAGAGGCGUGGAACACUCUUCUCGAUAGCUAUGCGAAUACCUCUCCAGGCCGGAUCUUGGCACUCAAGAGCCAGCUCUCACGGAAUCCUCAGGGCUCACGGUCCAUCACUGACUACAUUAAGGAGAUGCAGGCGAUUGCCGGAGACCUUGCCUUGGCCAAAAGUCCGGUUUCUGACACUGACCUACAACUUUACAUCUUGAAUCACCUUGGAGAGGAUUACCGCUCAAUCAUCAGUGCUCUCAGAGUCCGCAACUCUGCCACAACCAUGCUUGAAUUUUCUCAAAUUUUGACCGACCAUGAACGGUCUCUUAAAGACUCUGAUGACGGAACCAGUACGUUGAUACCUACUGCUCAUGUUACGCAACGUCGUUCUCCCUCUUCCGGAGAUACAACGCGACGGAAUUCUCCCUCCUUAUUAGCACAACGAACCACUUCUCAAAAUGGCUUCUGUGGUUCAACUGGCAGCACUUCUCGCACACCUCACACCGGUGGACAAGGCAGGUCCUCCAUCAUUUGCAAUUUCUGCAAUUUUGCUGGUCACAUUUUCCGGGAUUGCCGCAAGCUAGCGCGUUUUCUGCGUUAGAAUAACUUCCCGACACCCUCCGCCUCUCCUACUGUGAACUCUACAUCAACAUGUAUGGACGACACCUCUUCCCAAUGGAUGUUUGAUUCUGGGGCUUCUCACCAUACGACUUCCAGCGUGGGUCCUAUGCAUGAGUUUUCGCCUUAUGACGGUCCGGAUGAAAUCCGUCUAGGCAAUGGUAUGUCCCUUUCUAUUUCUCAUAUUGGUCAAACCCUCAUGUCCACCCCUACUCGUCCUCUUACUCUUAAUCAUGUUUUGUGUGUACCUCAACUCCACAAAAAUUUAGUUUCAGUUUCUCAACUCUGUCAUACUAAUAACGUCUCCGUUGAAUUUUUUCCGUCUUAUUUUCUUGUCAAGGAUCGGAUCACCGGGAGCCCGCUUCUGAGGGGUGAAAACAAAAAUGGAGUUUAUUAUGCAUCUACAUCCGGUCCACCUUGUGUUCAUGCAACUGAUUUGUCAUCCGUUUCUCAAUUUCAUCACUGCAUGGGCCAUCCUUCAAAUAAAAUUCUAGUGACUUUAGCCAAUAAAUGUAAUAUGGCCAUUUCUUCUCGGUCAAUUAGUGAUUUUUAUUGUAAUUCUUGCAAUAUUAAUAAAAGUCAUAAAUUACCAUUUUCC
Molecule: messenger RNA, 1592 nt
Organism: Cuscuta epithymum
Lineage: Eukaryota; Viridiplantae; Streptophyta; Magnoliopsida; Solanales; Convolvulaceae
Source: the annotation of a GenBank genome assembly